UCAGUGUUGGACAUGGGCCACGAUGGUGCCAUUGUGACUCUAAAUAUAUCCAGACGGACUUUCCUCCCUAUUGGAGUGUGUCGCUACAACUUUGAGACAGUUACUUACUGUCAUACUUUUUAUGUAUGUAAUAAUGAUGAUUACUUAUGAAAUGGUCCUCGUUUACUUCUUGGUGCACGAGACACGACUCAUCCAGGCAUAUCCCUUUGUCUUUCUUUAGGUGAUCCCUUACAAGACACUGAGGACUGAGUACAAGCCCUUUGAAGCCAAACGACGGCUGCUYMGGAACUUUGACAUGUUUCUUUCAGACGACCGCAUUUGCCGCCUGCUGUCCUCGCACUUCUACGAGAGAAAGAAGGAGCCUUUGUCAUUGAACCAGCAGYGCAAGAAGCUGGCCUUGGACAUCCAGAGAACCAUCCAGGGAACAACAAUCUCCAUUUCUAAGAACGGCRGCUGCUGCAUGGCUUGUGUGGCCCACUCUGGGAUGGCUGCAGAUGAAAUAGCAGAGAAUAUUGAUUCAGCUGUCGGCACCAUCGUGACGAAACUACGGGUUAGGUGAGUUUGCUGCCAGGAUGUCUUCCUGAUCACCCUAAUCAAUUGUACCCCGUCAACACAGAUAUUUACACUUUUAUUACACGUUAAAUGGUCAGGUAUACUCAAAGUUUAUUAAUGCUAAAAAAAUGUGUGGGCCCAGUCUGAAAAUCGCCUUUGAUAUCUCUGUUGUCUGGGGUGAGAUUACAGGGCCUAUAGUACUGUGGUACGUUAAGCUUAUUGCCUGCUCUGUAUAGCAGUGUGAUUAAACCCAUGUGCCUACAAUCCUGACAAAGAAAGGCCUU
Molecule: messenger RNA, 836 nt
Organism: Salvelinus sp. IW2-2015
Lineage: Eukaryota; Metazoa; Chordata; Actinopteri; Salmoniformes; Salmonidae
Product: ribosomal L1 domain-containing protein 1-like
Source: RefSeq, a predicted model, not a curated record